AUGUCCUCAGCCAACGAAUCCACCAACGCUACGACCGUUGCCCUGUUCGGUGCGACAGGUGUCACCGGCUUAUUGACACUUCGCGCCCUCUUGUCGCGCGGAUACCGCGUACGCGCCUUUACUCGGUCGCCCAGCAAAAUCCCCGCAGACCUUUCGGAAUCCGACCUCUUAACGAUCAUCGUUGGCGAGCUGACGGAUGUGGAGAAGCUGCGGGAAACGUUGCUCGGCUCCAAUGCUGUAGUCAACAUGCUUGGACCCUACGCGGGUAAACACCCUGCGGGUCUACCGAUCACCAAAGGGAUGGAGACAGUGGUGAGACUCAUGGACGAGUUAAGCAUCAAACGAUACGUGGCGCUCUCCACCUGUGCCCUGCCGCAUCCUUCAGACCAUCUGAAUGCUGUGACACUGCUGGCCAGCAACAUCGCAAUCCGGAUAGUCGACCGCGAAGCAUGGGCCGAGUUCGUCGCCAUGGGCCAUCUCGUCUUCGCGCAACCGCAUCUGGAGUGGACGUUGCUUCGUGUCGGCGCCUUGGUGGGCUCGACCAUGAGCGACAAGCCGAAGAAGGGAAACGCCGGAUUUCCGGGCGACGGCACCACCCGUAUGUGGAUCAGGCGCGAGCAGCUCGCGUGGAGGGCGGUGGAGGCGCUCGAGAAGGGCGCUUGGAUUCGGGAGAUGCCUUACAUCAGUGCAUGA
Messenger RNA from Punctularia strigosozonata HHB-11173 SS5, 693 nucleotides. RefSeq names its product NAD(P)-binding protein. The transcript is spliced from 3 exons. The record is from RefSeq and is a predicted model, not a curated record. NCBI's taxonomy places the organism in Eukaryota, Fungi, Basidiomycota, Agaricomycetes, Corticiales, Punctulariaceae. The coding region runs from base 1 to 693 and encodes 230 amino acids.